Molecule: messenger RNA, 1678 nt
Organism: Cynara cardunculus var. scolymus (artichoke)
Lineage: Eukaryota; Viridiplantae; Streptophyta; Magnoliopsida; Asterales; Asteraceae
Product: AP-1 complex subunit mu-2-like
Exons: 11
Coding region: 207-1493 (428 amino acids)
Biological process (GO): intracellular protein transport; vesicle-mediated transport
Cellular component (GO): cytoplasmic vesicle; clathrin adaptor complex
Source: RefSeq, a predicted model, not a curated record
UACAAAGCAUACCAUUCAUACCGAUCGGACCUCUAAAUUGUCUUCAAAUCCGUUUUCAAUUUUGUGGAUUGUUGCAGAUAAGUAAUGGAGCAUUGAUCUAUAGGAAAAUUCGUUGAUUUGACGGCGGAUCCAUUCGAAAGCAGAUCUUAAAUCAAUACCAAUAUUGUAUAUCAAUACGGAUCUGAUCUAUCGGUUUCGAGUAAUUGAUGGCAGGGGCGGCCUCUGCGCUGUUCCUUCUGGACAUCAAGGGCCGAGUUCUGGUGUGGCGUGACUACCGUGGCGAUGUCUCUGCAGUCCAGGCCGAACGUUUCUUCGCUAAACUCAUAGAAAAAGAGGGUGAUCCAGAUGCUCAAGAUCCUGUUGUGUAUGAUAAUGGUGUCACCUACAUGUUUGUACAACACAACAAUGUGUAUCUAAUGACUGCAUCGAGGCAAAACUGUAAUGCCGCUAGCCUUCUCCUGUUUCUACAUCGUGUAGUUGACGUAUUUAAGCAUUACUUUGAGGAGCUAGAGGAGGAAUCACUUAGAGAUAACUUUGUUGUAGUGUAUGAGUUGCUUGAUGAAAUGAUGGACUUUGGUUACCCUCAAUACACUGAAGCUAAAAUUCUCAGCGAGUUUAUCAAGACUGAUGCUUACAGGAUGGAAGUUUCCCAGAGGCCUCCCAUGGCUGUCACAAAUGCUGUGUCCUGGCGUAGUGAAGGGAUUCGAUACAAGAAGAAUGAGGUCUUUUUGGAUGUUGUGGAGAGUGUGAAUAUACUUGUCAACAGUAAUGGUCAAAUAGUUAGGUCAGAGGUUGUUGGGGCAUUGAAGAUGCGGACUUACCUGAGUGGUAUGCCUGAAUGUAAGCUUGGGCUGAAUGAUAGAGUAUUGUUGGAGGCACAAGGACGAUCUACCAAGGGAAAAGCUAUUGACUUGGAUGACAUCAAGUUUCAUCAGUGUGUGCGUUUGGCCCGUUUUGAAAAUGAUCGGACGAUAUCCUUUGUACCUCCUGAUGGUGCUUUUGACCUCAUGACAUAUCGACUUAGUACUCAGGUAAAGCCUCUGAUAUGGGUGGAAGCUCAAAUCGAAAGGCAUUCUAGAAGUCGUAUGGAAAUAAUGGUGAAAGCUCGGAGCCAAUUUAAGGAGCGUAGCACUGCAACAAAUGUGGAAAUUGAAUUCCCUGUGCCCGCUGAUGCUACGAAUCCAAAUGUUCGGACUUCCAUGGGAUCAGCUGCAUACGCACCAGAAAACGACGCGCUCUGCUGGAAAAUAAAAUCAUUUCCAGGUGGUAAGGAAUACAUGUUGAGAGCGGAGUUCAGACUUCCAAGUAUAAUAGACGAAGAAGCAGCCCCCGAGAGAAAAGCCCCGAUCCGUGUGAAGUUCGAGAUACCGUAUUUCACAGUUUCAGGAAUACAGGUUCGUUACCUAAAGAUCAUCGAGAAAAGCGGGUACCAGGCUCUUCCAUGGGUGCGAUAUAUAACGAUGGCCGGCGAAUACGAACUAAGACUUAUGUGAAAUGAAAUCAUAAUCCAAGUCCAAGAUCCAAAGAGUGUUUUGUAUUUAAUCUAAGUUGGUUUGUUUGUUGAACCAAAGUUCACUCCCAUAUUUUUGUAUUUGUUUUGAACAAUAUACUAGUAGAAACAUCUUUUUCUCAUGUUCACCCACAAAUAUUUUCCCACAUAUAAUACCAUUUUUUUCUU